This is a messenger RNA of Linepithema humile (Argentine ant), 6131 nucleotides long. Its product is annotated as neural cell adhesion molecule 2. Gene Ontology annotation, molecular function: protein binding. The record is from RefSeq and is a predicted model, not a curated record. NCBI's taxonomy places the organism in Eukaryota, Metazoa, Arthropoda, Insecta, Hymenoptera, Formicidae.
ACAGUCGUGGAGGGAGUGCGAAAUCACGCUGACGCGCAUCACGUCGCUGUGCUCGAAGCGCUGAAACGUGCCGAUCGAACGUGUCAUCGAGGACGCGAGUGAACGGGCAAAUUAAAAAAAAAAAAAGACGAGAAAAAAGUUGAGACCAACGAGGUAGUGAGAGAGAACUGUUAAAGAUCUUUCGAGGAAAAAAAAAGAUCUUCGAGAGAAACUUGGAUAACAUAAGAAAAAAAAACAAGAGCGAUAAAAAUAAGGUUGGGAAAAAGGAAUUAGAAAACCAUGUGAAAAUCGAAGUGUUGGUCAAGAAAAAAAAAAAGGUGAAGAAGUGCAAGGAGAGGAUAAGCGAUACUUAAACGCGCGAAGGUGCCGGAUACACCGAACACAGAUCGUUAGUGCAUUUCCGCGACGGACGAACUGUCGCGUGGUGCGUCGAUCGCGCGAUCGAUCCGAUUUUCCGAUCGGAGGAAUCUAUCGUGCGCAAUCCGCAGCCAAGAGCUACCGAGUUCGCAGUGGUCCAGCGCAGCCUCCUUCAGCGCGCCGUGCGUCGCGCGCGACGCAUCACGAAUUCGCCGGAUCUCAGUGCUCGCGCGCGAUCCGUCCGAGCAACCGGUUUCUCUCGUCUCCCGCCGGGAAUCCGUUGGCAAAGGAAUGAAGGAUGUGCGGAUGUCGCGCGCGCGAUAAUCGACAGACGCACCGUCCGUGCUCCGAACUCGAUUAGAGCUCUCUCUCUCUCCGGGCGCGAGAAAAGGAGUUUGAGUCAGUGUGUGUUCAGACAGUGCGGGUGGAUGUACGCCGACGACGUUCUCUGGUGAUCGGUGUUGCUAUGAUCGUGCCGCGUCGGUGCUGUCACGUGGAACGAUCAUGAUUUACCUUAGGCCGCACGACGGGAGGAGUCUGCGGUACAACGCGAACGCGAGACACUUGAAUGUGCUCGUGGUGCCGCUUUUUCCGCUCUGGAUUAUCGGCGCGUUCUGCGUAAAGGACAUACCCAUAUCACACAUCGUGGCACUAGUCGGAGAUACCACCUAUCUUCCCUGCGACAUAUCAACCACUCACGAGGGGGACUCGGUGCAUCUUGUGCUCUGGUAUCGCGACGAUCUCGGUACAUCAGUUUACAGCGUCGACGCCAGGAAUCGAGCCGCCGGUCUCGCCGAAAGAUGGUCGGACGACACCGUGUUCUCAAAUCGCGCCUUUUUCAUGCUAGAAACCGAGCCGGCGCAGCUAGGCGUCGAACACAUCAGAGAAGAAGACGCCGGUAUCUACAGAUGCCGCGUCGAUUUCCAGAUUGGCCAGACGAGGAAUUCGAAAGUCAAUCUAACAGUAAUCGUGCCACCGCAAAAGAUCACGAUCAUCGACGAGAAGGGAAACACACGGGACUCGAAGGUCGGACCGUACAUGGAGGGCCAGAGGCUACAUCUUUUCUGCGACGUUCACGGCGGUAAGCCGGCCCCGACAGUGUCCUGGUAUCGCAACGACAAAUUCGUCACCAACCGGACGACGACGCUGCACGAUGGCGUGACACGCAGCGAGAUCGUUAUACAGAAUUUAGGCCGGGGCGACGUAUACUCGGUGCUGACCUGCAACGCCACGAAUAACAAUAGGUCGAUCCCGCUAUCGUCGUUGGUCCGCGUGGACAUGCAUUUCAGCCCGCUGGAAGUGAAGAUAAUUGGCGCGAACCAGCCGCUGUCGGCGGGCAAGAAGUACGACUUGGUCUGCGCAACUUCCGGUUCCAGGCCAUCGGCCAGCGUCACCUGGUGGAGGAACGGUCAGCGCUUAGUGGAGACCAAAGAGACCACCUCUGAGGAUGGCAACACGACCACCAGCAUUUUAUCUUUCAUGGCGACGAAGGCGGACGCCGGCAGACACUUGUCGUGUCAAGCUGAAAAUCGGGACUUGGGGACCGCGGCGAUAGAGGACGACUGGAUACUCCAGAUACAAUACACGCCGGAGACGCAGAUCCAGCUCGGCACGUCGCUGAAUCCGAACACCAUACGCGAGGGCACGGACGUCUACUUCGACUGCCUCAUACAGGCCGAACCGGCGGUUUACAAGGUGGAAUGGCGACAUCAGAGCAAGGCACUCCAUCACAACAUCACGCAGGGAAUCAUAAUCAGCAACCAGAGCCUGGUGCUGCAGGGGGUCGAUCGCAAGAGCGCCGGCAAUUACACUUGCGUGGGAUAUAACACCGAGGGCGACGGCGAGAGCUCGCCCUUUUACCUGAACGUAAUGUUCGCUCCCACGUGCAAGCCAAAUCAGACAAAGGUCCACGGCGUGGCAAAGCAAGAGAAAGCGAAUAUAUCCUGCCAAGUGGAUGCAAAUCCACCGGAAGUGCAAUUCCGCUGGACCUUCAAUAACUCCGCCGAGAGUAUCGACGUUGCGGCUGGUCACAUCGCGCGAGCUGGCACAUCCUCCAUCGUCUCGUAUACGCCAAUGACGGAAUUAGAUUACGGCACGUUGCUCUGCUGGGCCAGCAAUCACAUCGGGCAACAACAAGUGCCCUGUGUCUAUCACAUUAUACCAGCGGGUCGGCCGGACAUGGUUCACAAUUGCACGACCUCGAACACGUCGACCAAUUCGUUCUCCGUGCGAUGUGCCGAGGGCUUCAACGGCGGCCUGCCGCAGUCCUUUCUGUUGGAAGUGCGCGAGAGCAACAGUCAGGAGUUGCGUGCCAAUUUGACGUCGUCGGUGCCACGCUUCAGCGUUACACACCUGGAGUCCGGCGCUCUUUACCAAGCCUGCAUUUACGCUUACAACGACAAAGGUCGCAGCGAGGCGAUGGUGGUGCAGGCCGGCACGCUCAGACUGCCAGAGAAACAAUUGACCUCCGAGUCGGAACGACCAAGGCAACACGUCAGACUGACACCGAUGCUGAGCGUGAUGAUCGGCGUGGUGACGGCUCUCAUCAUCGUCGCUAUUAUUGUGAUGGUUGUCUUACGGAUUCAGCACUCGCAUGUAGAGGAGCAACACAAAUCCCAGAUGGAGGAUCACGCGAAGCAGACGAAAGCCGUCCCUAUACAAAGGGAGUUACGAUUCCGAGAGGGAUGUAGUCUGCUCGCAGAUGAGAAGCAUCCCAGCAGCCCGUUCAGAAAGUUAGACACCAGCGGUGAUCUCAGCGAAAGCGACGAGAAGAAUCCGGAUAUCAUUCCGCAGCAGAUCACUGGUGACGAACCAUCAGAAUACUUAAGGAAGAGACGUCUGGUGUCUACGAUCGAGACAUCACCAUCGAGAAGCCUUCUGGAACACUCGACGGUGACUUCCAUCAGCGGACACAGCAGUUACGUCGGUUACUGCACAAUUCGCAACGGCAUGCCACUGCACGAAUUCUCGAACUUGUCAACGAAGCAUAAAAGCUUUCAGCCGAUGGUGGGCGAUGUCUACGAGAGUGGCGUUUGCACCCUGCCGAGGCAACACUGGCCCAGCCAGAGCGUUCAAUCGAUGUCGAUGACAAUGAGCCCUCCUAUGCUGUACACCGGUUUGGGUGUCGUCGCCAGGACUUGUCCGAGCGGCACGCUUCUGACGAAGGAUUGCGAAACACGGGUGCCUGCCCAGUGCUGUCCAGCGGUCCAACAGUCGCAGAAAGAAGCGACGAUAGGCACACCGGUGGUGAUGGCCAAGCGGGAGAGCUCCGUGUGACCCUACACCCACCACGGGGCCUGCACUUGCAGCGUGAGCGAUCUGCUGUGAAUCACGCCGUUGUCAAUCGCGAGAUAGCCGUGAGUCCCGAACGACACAAAAGAAUCAUGUAGGAAGCGUUUAUAGUUUGCGCGGAGAUUAAAACACGUCUUUUGGAAGGCUGAAGGAAGUUUCUUUUAGACCUCUAAAGGAUGUUCGCGUGAGUAAGAUAUCUAUUAUUAUCCAAGUGUGAAAAUUAUAGCGUCUAUGAAAUCGAGAUUCAAUGUAAGAUAUUCUUUCGAACGUUUGUGUUGUCCGGGACGGGCGCGUGCCGGUACGAGUUCGACGGGUUUACAUUUCCAUUCCGACAAAGCGUCACGAUUUUGCGUCUCUCUGUUGAAUCAAGUGCCCUUUUUACACUGAAGAAGGACGAACAUCCCGACCGGCUGCUCCGCCGGCUUUUCUCACCUCGUACGUAGUUUCGUGACCGAGCCCCGGUGGAACCUCGACGAGCUCCUCAUAUGGAUAAAGAGUGAGUUUUACGACGUGUGUGCGAGCGAGCUCGCGCGGUCUCGCCCGCCGCACGUACACUCCCUGUACAUACCUCGAGACGCGGAAGAUAUUUUGUACAAGUCGCGUUAUAUUAACGAUUCCAUUCCCACUUUUACUAUGAACGCAACACACACACUGUACAAUUUGUCUAGUCGAUGUAAGUAUAAAUAUGUAUAUGCGUUAAGUCGUCGGGGAAGCGCCAGACCAGAAUAACGUAUACUGAAGGGGGAUGAUCAUCACCGCCGCGUCACGCUGUGCGCGUCGUAAUUAUUUACAACGCCGACAACGCGUAAACAGGAGCGGCGGGAGCGGUAGAGAGAACGGGAGAAUCGGAAAAGUUGUCAGAGACAUAUCGUUUGUAUCUCCAUCCAUAGGAGUCGAGUCAGACGAGAAGGGCGUUACAGCGAAGAUCACGAGAGCGGUGGAGUAAUGAGACAAAAAAGAAAGAAGGAAGAAAAAGGAAUAGAUAAACAUCCCCAUCGCGCUUUCGUCAGUCUGCAGUAUUCUGGAUUUCACCGUAAGAUUAAGUAUCUCUUGUACAAUGUAUAAAGUAACGACUUCCUUCGAAGUAAAUGUACCGAGUAUGAUGAACGUUGUUUUUCAAAGUCUUGAAUCUUACUCUAUAGAAGAGGGGACGCGGCCUGAUUAACGCGGCGCGUCCCUGAAAACGUGUGGUAAUCGCGAUAGUACUUCUAACUUACUGCCUGUUUCGACGCUUGUGAAUCUCGUUGGUACUUCAUUCGGCAGAGGCUACCGCUUAUAGUCUCUUUGUAUUAUAUAGCUUUAAAAAAAAAAGAAGAAGGUCGCCGAAUGGCGCCUCGUCAUAUCCUCCGUACGAUACAGGGAUAAUCUUGUUGUCGAUUAGAGCAACCCGCGAGGCGCAUUCCGCCAUCGGGUUGCUAAUCCGCGAGGGAUAAGAUGAAAAUUUGACGUGUAGCUUGACCCCUUGACAUCGAGCAGUCGACUGCUGGGCGGUUUGCGUUUAAGGUAUAUCACGCACGUCAACAAAAAAUCUCUCCCUUUCGCGAGAAGUGAUAAUCCGUAUUUUGCUUCGAUCUGUACAGAUUGAUUUUCGCGUAUAGGAUCAACGUCCCGAGCACGCGACGAUCCUGCUGCGACUGCAAGGAUUCACGUGAGAAAUAGAACGUACUCUAUGGCUGUGUGCAUAAUGUGAGAGAAAAAAAGAAGAGAGAGAGAGAAAUAUGUCUUUUGAUGUUCACGUAUUAUAUUUAAAUAAGAUUGAUGCUAGUAUAACUAAUCGUUCUAGAGUUCGAUAAUAUAAUCGUAAUUAACCUACCGAUGAAACGAUUGAUGCUACUAUAUUGCAUAUUAUUUUUGCCUUUACAUUGCAUUGCUCGUUGUGAAGCAGCAGCAUCGAUAUGUAUCUAAAAAAGAAAUAGGACACAGAAACUCAAAGCAAAAUUCUUUCAAGCACAGCCUCGGAAAGCGCAAAAACUCGUCUAUAUCGCAGAAUCAAUUUCACAUCUCGGUUGUUAAACGCGCUAAUUGACUCUUUGUUGUCAGAUUUAAUCUUUAGUCACAAUUUGGUUUCUGGUCUGCUCUUUCGACGCGGCAACGUUACUGAAAUCGGAAAGCUUUGCUGAAGCAGCGCCGUAUUUGUCUAUCAGAUCGGAAACUUCGCGGUGAAUCGACCAUAGACGGAAUGUAGGUUGUGACUGUUUGCAGUCGCGUCGUCGUUGCGGUCUGUUAUAAAUGUGCAUACAAACGAAUAAGCGAAAGAGACAGUCCUACACGAACGAAGCACACGCGUCCGCGUUUCCCAUCCAUUGAAGGAAAUGACGGACGAUUCGGAGAUACUUAGCGAAUUACUCGAUGUGUAAAGAACGGCCAAGUCGCCGUAAUGUCUCGAGAAUUUCUCGGCGAACGCAUCGUUUCCCCGAUUGCUUGAACGUUAAAUGACGUCGCUCCCGAGGGAUCUGACUAUUAAAAAAUGAGGUUAAAUCGUU